GAUUGUCUUUGACCACAUUAUUACCACAACCAAGCCAUUAAUUUAGUCCGCAUUAGCAAGAACCAUGAUUUACCACCGCAAAAUCUUAAGAUGAUCAAAAUUGCAAGAAAAAUCAGGCUUGGAAACAAGGAAUAAUUGCACUGCCGAAAGCACAAUUAGCAUCCGAGAGUAACUGAAGAAGCAGCAAACCAAGGCAACGUUGGAGACGCAACUUAGAAUAGAAUAUAUCCUUUCCUUUUCUUGGAGAAGAAAAGGUUACGCAACUAAGCAGCAAACCUUUUGUGGGCUCUUUAUAAAAGGCUCUUCAGAAAAAGCUCCUUUUUUUGGUAGUAUUUUGGUUCUCUUCUUCUUCUUCUUCUUCUUCUUUUUCUUUUUUUUUCCCCAUCAAAAAGCUCAAAAGGUUAGGAUCAAGUGGAAUGUGGCAAAAUAAGCCUCAGAAAUCUUCUUUCGGAGAUUCCAUCAAAGCCCUUGAAGCUGACAUCCAACAUGCCAAUUAUCUGGCAGCUGCUCUCCCACGAGAUUCAGGUCAGGGAUGUUUUCAGAUGAAAGUCUCGUACAGCCCUCUUGCUGCGUUGCUGCUUUUUCUGACAGAGUGGAUGGACUGCCUACCAAGGUGUUUAGGCCUCUUUCACAUACUUGUGUAUAAGGUAUAUGUGGAUGGUAUGCCAAAGAUAUCCUCACAAGAGAGGAGAGCCAGCUUGAGAGAAUUCUAUGCUGUUAUUUAUCCCUCCUUGAAGCAACUUGAGGGAGCUUUGAAGGAAUUGAUGGAGGACAGGUACAAAAGAGCGCAAUGCUCUGACGUCUUAAGCGAUGAGGAGACGGAAGCAACUCAUAAAGGUCCACAAAGAGACGAUGAAUGUGGCAUAUGCUUGGAAACAGGUUCCCAGGUUGUCUUGCCCUAUUGUGGCCACUCCAUGUGUCUAUCGUACGAUUGGUUGGUUCGAUCUCCAUCCUGCCCUUUUUGCCGGGGCAGCUUGAAGAGAGUGAGCUCUGGAGACUUGUGGAUUCUGAUGGGCAACUGUGAUGUUGUGGAUACCAUUACCCUUGCAAAAGAGAAUUUGAGGCAGUUCUACCUUUACAUGGAGAAACUGCCACUCCCGGUGACGGUGCCGGACAACGGUUAUCUGUCUUUUGAUUACAUGGUUUAACUCACAGAGAAGCGGACUUCAUCUCCUGAUGAAUGCGCAGUUUGAAUUUACUGCCGCUUGCUAUAUUGAGUUUGGAGCAUCUCAGCUCAAAGCCUGAGGCCUUGCACCAUAGACUAAUUGACAGCCAAAAACAUGAAAAGAUACUACUGUGAGUCAGCAAUGAAUUAGUUGACCUCAAUUGGUUUGUGGUGCUAUGACCUGUUGCAGUUGACGUGUGGCACUCGAAAACAUAUGUUUGGAAGAAUGAACGAGUAGACAAUAAAUCAUCCUUGUUGUCUCAUCCCCGUAAUCAUUUUACCUGAUUCUGGAAAGUGAAUGAUACAUAUUGGGAAAUGCAUUCGCUUUGCUCGGCAUGUGGACCUGACAAAACAGUAUAAGAAUUGAAAGAUCAUGCGUUAGUGCUACUUUGGUCAAGGAAUAUUGUGGCUGCUGCUGCUGCUGCAUGGAUACAAUGAAAAACUUUUUGACAUUAAAUUCUGAAACAAGCGCUCAGUAGUGCUAAUUUUACUACUAUCAUCAUCAUCUUCAGUGAGAAGCGUGCGGCUGGUAGAGAAUAGAGAUGGACUUGUGACCGUGCCAAAAACAUCCUCCGUUUCUCUGCCAGUAGUGUUAUAGACUUGUAAGUAGUGUCUUCGCCUUUUUUUGGCCUUUUUCUUGUUGGAUGGUCGAUUUAUGGAAGACCCAAAAAAAAAAAAAAA
Molecule: messenger RNA, 1846 nt
Organism: Coffea arabica (coffee)
Lineage: Eukaryota; Viridiplantae; Streptophyta; Magnoliopsida; Gentianales; Rubiaceae
Product: E3 ubiquitin-protein ligase AIRP2
Biological process (GO): protein ubiquitination
Molecular function (GO): ubiquitin protein ligase activity
Source: RefSeq, a predicted model, not a curated record